AUGAUGUCCAGGACCCUGAGGCUGGCCCUGCUGGCUUUGGCCUGCGCUGUGGACCUGAUCCGGGCCAGUAGCUUCACAGAAAAUGGCCUCUCACUGCUAAGCUACCAGCUGUGCAGUUACCCCGUGACCCGGAAUGUCCAGAGGCUGCAAGCGGUGCAGACCUCCCAUAUAGCCUAUGUGUACUGUGGAGGAUGGAUCCCGUGGAGAAAGUGCCCCAAGACCAUGUACCGGACCCAGUACCUGGCUGUGGAGGUUUCCGAGUCCAAGAACGUGACCGACUGCUGUACGGGCUUUGAGCAGCUUGGCCUCUACUGUGUUCUGCCUCUGAACCGGUCCGGAGAGUUUGCAUCCAGACCCGGGGUCUGCCCAGCAGCUGAGCCAGAGUCAGCUAGCCCACCGUGCAGCUUGGACAUCGACUGCUCUGGACUUCAAAAGUGCUGCUCCUGGCCAGGGGCCCGCCGCUGUGUGGCCCCCACACCCACAGGAGCAGAGAGAAGUCUGGUGGGCUGGUACAACUUGACUGUGCUGGUGAAGAUGGCCUUCGAGGACCUGCAGCGAGAGGACCCUGGGCUCCGGAACCACACGCGCCUGCUCUACUCUUUGGUCACCAGUGCCUUGCAGCCUCUGAGCCCAGCUGUACACUACCUGAACUCAACUGGUGGCAGGGACACAUUCACCACAGUGUCGUGGCUGCUGCUGGGCCUUCCGCAGCUCAUGACUGUGGCCAACGUUUCAGCCAUGUUGGAUGACAUGGUGAAUCGUGUCUAUGAAGUGAUCAGCAUCCGGGUGCAAGAUGUGAACGAAUGCUUGCACAGUGAACUCCGUGUAUGCUCUGAAGGACAGCAGUGUCUGAACAUGGAGGGCUCCUACCAAUGUGUCUCUACCCAGCAGCUGCCCACCUUGCCUUCCCAGCAGCUGAACCACACAAAAGAAGAUUGCCCUCCAAUCCGAGACUUUGUGGCGCUUGAUGUCACCAGCAGCAGUUUCCGUGUGUCCUGGAGCUUGAAUUCCACUCAGAACCACACUUUUAAUGUUCAAGUGUACAAAGGCAGAGAGAUACUCAAAAGCACCUGGGCAAGGAGCCGGAUUCUGGCCGUGUCUGGGUUGGAGGCAGGAGUCCUUUACAGAGUGACGACCAGCUACCAGGGGUGUGGGGCCGAUGUCUCUGCCUCGCUGGUCGUCAAGACAGAUGCCCAGGUUUUCCAAGUCACGAUACGGAUCACGAACCGGAACCUGACAGAGCAGAUGCUCAAUUGCAGCAGUGUGGAAUUCUGGAACUUUUCUCGACAGCUGUUUCAUGAGGUGGAAAAAUCCUUCCCCCAAGUCAUCUCUGACGUGUACCGACAAGGAAAGCUGAGGAUGCAGAUCGUGUCCCUGGAGGCAGGGAGCCUGGUGGUGACCCUUAGACUCACUCUGCAAGACCCUGAGUUUCCAGUGGGUGUCUCCACACUUAGGCCCAUGCUGCAGGCUCUGUCUGCGAGCACCGUGUUCCAGGUUGACCAGCAGGGGACGCUAGUGCAAGAUUGGGACGAGUGUGCACACAGCUCAGAGCAUGACUGCCACCCAGCUGCCCGCUGCAUCAACCUGGAAGGCUCCUACAAGUGCCAGUGUCUCACAUCCAGGGAUGCUAACCCCUCCAGGGCCGGCAGGGCCUGUGAGGGUGACAUGAUGACCCCCACAGGAGAUGAACUGCCUGUAACAAAGGCCACGUCCCCAGCUGCCAGCAGGGGAUUGGCAGCCAGUGGCCCAGAGACCCUCACCUUGUCUCCAAGUCCCAGGCCACCAAAGAGCACCCCAGCAAGAGGCCAAACCUGGACCGCAGGCCUUCCAUCUAGGAGAGAUGGUGGCAGCACAGUCGGGCAGGAUAGGACUAGCACGGGGCAAGAUGUGGAGGUGGCCAGCAUGGCCCUGAGCCUGGGUAUGAACCAUGGAAGUACCAAAUGGAUGACAAGCCCCUUUCCUGAGUCUCCAGGGCCAACCCAUGGUUCCCCUCAGGGGACAAAAGAUGUCACACUGCACCCCACUGGAAAGACACAAGAAUAUUUCACCACAGACCCACCCUUCUUGACUGCUCCACCCACGGGCUAUGUUGUAUGGCACCCCAGUCCUGCUUUGGGGAUACCCCUGAACUCCACAAGAGUACAGAAUGAAGACCCUGGACCUUCCUCCUUCCCAGGCCUGCCAUCGGCCCCAAAUCCUGAGGCUCCAGAGCCCCCUGCCUGUGUUCCUGGACCCAUCGGAAAGGUCACUGUCUCCAACGUGACCAGCACCAGCUUUUCCCUGGAGUGGUCAGCAGACAUCAGCCUUUCCCCAACCUUCUACCUCACUUUGGUCUCUCCUCGGGGCCCAGCCACAACUAUGGAGACCCAGGACAAUAAUGUGACAAUGUCAGGCUUAGAGCCCGGAGCCUUGCACCUGGUAGAGAUCGUGGCUAAGGUGUGUGGGAAAGAAGGUGCCAGAACACAGGUGAAAGUGCGGACAGUGGCCCAGAAACUCACUGGUGAAGUCCGGAUAGCGAACAUCCGAUAUUUGGAAUCCUUCCGAAACGCCAGCAGCCGGGAGCAUCGAGACUUCGUACAGUUGUUCUUCAGAACGGUGCGGGACUCUUUACCAGCCACGCUGCGUCAGCACAUGGACACGGGCAGGAUCCAUGUGGACAUCAUCAGCAUCACCAAUGGCAGCGUCGUGGUGGAGUUUAAUUUGCUAAUAAUGGCAGACGUGGACGUCAGGGAGGUGUCUGCUGCCUUCCUCACUGCCCUACAGAACACAUCGCUGCUGGAGGUGGUCAGAGGCAAAACCUUUAUACAAGAUUACAAUGAAUGUGAAAUGAGGGAAGAUGACUGUGCACCUGGGAUGUGCAGAAACACCUUUGGGUCUUUUACAUGUAGCUGUGAUGGGGGAAGACCUGACUCGCAUGUGGAAUAUUCUGGAAGAUCCUGUGAUGGUGGCUCUUCUGGGAACCUGGUCCAGACCCCAGGCCAAGAGUGGCCCCCUAUCCUAACAGGAACUAGGGAUACCCAUGUGCCAGCUGCCAGCUCCAUGGCCCAGGACCUGCCCCUGCGGCUGACCUUGACAGAUGCGGUUGGAGUGUCCUGUGAGAUUGAGACAGUGGUCAUCACCAUCCAGAAGCGCUUUCUGCGGCAGGAGGCUAUACCUGAGGCCUCUCUGUACCUGGGAGAGCCCUCCUGCAACGUGAGCAAGAGCAACAGCACACAUGUGUUCCUGGCGGCAGGCUGGGGCGAGUGCGGGACCCUCGUGCAGAGUAACAUGACCAGCACAGUGGUGAAGACCACACUGAGGAACGAUCUGUCCCCAGAGGGCGUCAUCCACCACCUGCAGAUCCUCAGUCCCAUCCAGUGUGUGUUCCGCAAUGACCUUCUGACUUCCUCGGGCUACACCCCACAAUGGGGAGUCUACACCGUCAUCGAAGACCUCCACGGUACUGGAAAUUUUGUCACUGAAAUGCAGUUGUUCAUCGGCGAGUCUCCCAUACCUCAGAACUAUACCGUGUCCGCCAGCGAUGAGAUCAAGAUUGAAGUGGGACUUCACAGGCAGAAGAGCAGUCUUAAGGUGGUACUCACCGAGUGCUGGGCCACCCCCUCCAGCAACGCCAGGGACCCCGUCACCUUUGGCUUCAUCAACAACAGCUGUCCUGUUCCUAACACCUACACCAGUGUGAUCCAGAACGGCAACUCCAGCAAGGCCCAGUUCAAGCUGAGGAUCUUCUCCUUCGUCAACAAUUCCAUCGUCUACCUGCACUGCAAGCUCAGAGUGUGCAUGGAGGACCCCAGGAACACGUGCAGGAUAAGCUGCAGCGACUUACGGUUGCUGAGAAGCACUGAAGCCGAGCACCAGAUGUCCUGGGGGCCCCUCCAUCGGUCUGAAGGCAUACCUGAAUGUACAAAGCCAGGCCUGGGGACUGGCUACAUCAUUGCCAUUGCUGUGGCUGCAUUUAUUGUGGUGGCAGGGGCCACAACCCUUCUGAUCUUGCGUUACCAGAGAAUAAGGGGAAAGUACAAUCUCAGAAUCCAGUCUGAUGACUUCGGCUACCAGGUGUUCUCUCAGUAGGAGACCCAGGCUGACCAGG
This is a messenger RNA of Acomys russatus (golden spiny mouse), 4087 nucleotides long. RefSeq names its product uromodulin like 1 (gene Umodl1). Gene Ontology annotation, cellular component: cell surface; extracellular region. NCBI's taxonomy places the organism in Eukaryota, Metazoa, Chordata, Mammalia, Rodentia, Muridae. Gene Ontology annotation, molecular function: peptidase inhibitor activity; calcium ion binding; protein binding. Bases 1 to 4068 code for a protein of 1355 amino acids. The record is from RefSeq and is a predicted model, not a curated record. The transcript is spliced from 21 exons.